Molecule: messenger RNA, 1946 nt
Organism: Podarcis raffonei (Aeolian wall lizard)
Lineage: Eukaryota; Metazoa; Chordata; Lepidosauria; Squamata; Lacertidae
Gene: TOP6BL
Product: chromosome 16 C11orf80 homolog
Exons: 11
Coding region: 465-1871 (468 amino acids)
Biological process (GO): meiotic DNA double-strand break formation; reciprocal meiotic recombination
Source: RefSeq, a predicted model, not a curated record
AAUAUGAAGAAUGCCGACAUGGGGCUUGGUGUGUACACACAUUGUGUCUAAAGGUAUUUAAAAGGGAAUGAGAUUAAAUGGGUUUAGUGCCUGCCAUAUCUGCCAUGCUUCAUUGGUUGCUGGCAGAGCUAGUGCGUGAAGUGGACAGAACUAGGCAUGCACACAGCCAUUGUCUGCAUGUAAACCUAUUGUUUACUCUGGGUUUCAUGCAAAGUUUACUCUGCAUUUCUUGAGGAGUGAUUGCUUAAUGAUAGCAUGACAAUAAGCACAGGUGCAAAGUUAAUUGGAAUAUAUGAGGGCUGUAGGUUGAUUGACAAAAGAACAGGCAGGAAGGGGAGAGACAUAGCUAGUACUUCAGUAUUACUCCCAGCCCCCAGUCAACACACCACCUAGACACUGAAAACAAAUGUGCACUAGCCAAAGUGUGUUUUGUAAAAGUAGAGAUUGUUGGGGAUGAGAACCUCAUGGAAGCCAUAUCUCCAACUCAGAAGCCAUGCCUCCCAAUGUCAGGACUGAGGACUAACAUAGCACUUUCUGAGAGCACAGAGAGGGGAGCUGCCACAUGUUUGUCAAGUGGGAUAAGACUACUGAGUGAAGGGAGUCAUUUUGUGAGGUCAGCAGCCAGGGAUGUGCCUUCAUCUUGUGACAAAAUCCACCCCAUGACUGGUGAGCCAAUUUGCCUCUUAAUUCCAGACGAGGUAGCUGAAAGAGGCUUCAGUGGAGAGCUAAGGCUCAUGCCUGUUGUCUCCCUGUGUCCCUGCCAGAAACCAUACCCUAACAAGCCAGCACAAAUAGCUGCUGUCUCUAUCUUUCUUUAUGACCCAGCAGGUCUGCCUGUAUUGUUCUCCACAAAGGAAGCAUCAUGUUCUUUUUUUAAAGAUCCUUCAUGUCUAAUAGCAUGGGAGAAAUAUGGCUAUCAGGCAACACUGAAUUCAGAUCCCCAUGGGGAAGAAGGUAAAGAUACUGCAAAACCUGAUAUCAGAUACAAGCUUCAUGCCAGCCACCAACAGGACUCAGAUGCUCAGGAACAAACGCUCCUGCUCUUCCUCUUUCUCAGCUACUCAGAUCAGUUUAAUGACAAGACAGUCUAUAAUUUCUGGGACCGGCAAGUGAUCCUAUCACAUCUCUCUCCUAUCCUGUUGUGCAGCAAACAAGCUGUGAAAGGCUGCAUCCAAGGAGUGGUCAGUAGGAUCCUGGAGCAGCAUUACAAAGUGUCCCGGGAACAGCAGAAACUGGCACAGUCUUUGCCCUUCAUGGCAGAUGCCAUUUCAAGUAUAGUUUCAAGCAGCACUGACAGUGAGUUCAGAAGGAAAUGCCUCCAGUCUUUGCAGGUUGCAGAUACCCAGAAGUUCCAAGUGACCAUCAAAGAUACCUUCAACAAAGUCAUUCUUAACCAGUGGAAACAUAGCAGUGCAUGUGACGCCAGAAGGCCAUUGCCUAAAAACGAUGAGGCAGGAGUAGGGCUGCUUAGUGCAGACCUUCCUUUACCCACCAUUCACCAGAAGUUAUUGGGCUCGAACUUCAGUUCUGCACAGCUGGAGCAAGGAGAAAAAGGAUUUCUGUUUGUCAAUUCAGACUGUGGUGGAAUGAGCCAAAAAGGAAGCAGGAAGAUCCAUGUGGAGGAUUCAGGAGACCCACAUAUCACUGGGGUGGCUAAAAGCAAGGAAAAGAACCUGUUAGCAGAAUCAGGCACCUCUUCAAGCUCUUUCUUCUCAUAUCCAACUAAAAUUGGGUGUGGUGCUCUCCAAGAUAAAAGCCAGGUGGUGUCUGCAGGUCCUUCAGUGAAGAAAAUCCGAAGCCAUGAAAAUCUAUGGCAGGAUGAUCACUUUUGGAAACAAGAGGUCUCAAACUUGGCCAAGUGGACAUCCUGAAGUGGUUGCAGCCUGAGGACCUUGUAUUUCUGCAUUCUGGAAUUUCUGUGCAGGCCAAUAAAAGGGGGGAAAUCA